CUGUCUAUUUCCUAGCCAUUCCCCCCAGCGGAUGCACACUGGUCAAUCCUACUCCUCAAUGCUCUCCCAUGUUGUUACACAUGGGUAACUCCUAGCAAGCCCGCCGCAAUCUCUAACUACUCCUUGUUACAUUGAUUUCAGGGAAACACCCUAUCAGAGCUUUCCAAUAGUUGCAUGCUUUAAUUCCAAUAUAACAUGAUCACAUAUAAUACUCUGUAUCCCAUCCAUUCUUCACUUUUAAAGCUCUCACAGCCAUGAACAUCGCAGAGAUUGUCGCCAUGCAUGGCACAAAUUCGGACCACCAGGCUCCGCACUCUGCCCAAGGUCCAAUCCCCAGAGAUACCUUUCCCAUCUUCCACCCCUAUCCCCUUUCACUCAUUGACAUCCCCUGGCACCCCCAUCACAGCGCCGGCGGGGGCAGCGGCUCCUCCGCCGCCGCCGCCGCCUCCAACCAGCACCAGCACCCUGAUCUCGCUCUCUUCCUCAGAUACGUCCUCGACCAGGGCCGGGAAUGGAUGACCGCCCGCAUGCCCUGGGCCCGCUCCGGCGACAAGAGUGCUCCUGCGCGCCCGUCCAAGGCCAGGGUGCAGGUCUGCAGCUACGUCUCGCGGUAUCUGCCGUACAAGGAGAGCGCCGAGAACCGGGGGCCGAGCGUGGACCACUGGUUCGGCCGGCGGAGCGUGCAUGAGGAUGUUGCGCGGAGGGGGAGCGCGACUCUUGCGGAGCUACGCGGAUUGUUGAAGGAUGAUCAUGCUGAGAAUGAGGUGCGAUAUAACCCCGGGGUGGUAGGGGUGGAGCGGGUGACAGCGUAUGAUCUGUCGAAAGUGGACGUUGGAGGUGGAUGGAAAGAUGUCACGGCGUGCGUCAACACAAUCACCCACAAGUACCCAAUGUGCACAACACGCUGCUACGCAGUGCUUGAAAUAACCGCCACACUCCCAACACCGUCGUCUCCAACCCCAUCCCCGCCGGUCCCUGAAGAAACUCACCGAAUCCCAGAAGCCCCCGCCAGCAGCACCAAAGACCCAGGCUUCAUAACCAUCCAGAUACCCCUCGACCCUUCCGAACUCCCCGAAUCCGAGCGCCCACCCCGCAAAAACUGCAUCUUCGCCAACUACAUCUCCAUCGAGAUGGUGCAACCGCUUCUCGCCCGUUUAUCAGAAGACGCAGUUAAAUCAGCUGCGGGGCUUGCUGAUGGCGGUGGAGGUGGAGGUGGCAGUGGAGCAUCGAACCCUCUCCAGCAGAUAGAAUGGACGAUGGCCACCUCGGCGCAUGCGGGCGGCUGGAUCCCAGAGGCCGUGCAGCGGAGCUGGUCGCUGGGCGGCGUGCCGAAGCAGAUUGUCAAAGAUGUAGGAUUCGUAAUGGGUUAUCUUGCAAAGCGACGGGAAGAGGGAGAGAGAGGGGGGUUGACGGGAAACAAAAUAAGCAGAUCUAGGGAUGGGUAAUGAUAUAAAACGGUAACAAGUCACGAAGGAAGAAAGGAGAAGUAAGCUAAAGAAAGCUUUUCGCACGUCUGCUGCCAUAAUUUUUUUUUCUUCUUUGGCGGGAUACCUAAGUACAUACAUACAUACCUACAAGAGCAAGCAUAAUAAGUAACCAGCCCUCC
Coccidioides immitis RS is the source of this 1606-nucleotide messenger RNA. RefSeq lists its product as uncharacterized. The transcript has 2 exons. Bases 255 to 1445 code for a protein of 396 amino acids. NCBI's taxonomy places the organism in Eukaryota, Fungi, Ascomycota, Eurotiomycetes, Onygenales, Onygenaceae. The record is from RefSeq and is a predicted model, not a curated record.